AUGGAGAUUCUCGCUCAUCCAGGUUAUGGUUGUCCCAAAGGUGCUUUUUUUUUUUCCUUUCAAGAGGAAUUUUUUCUGAUUUUUUUCUUUGAAGACGUUUGGCUUCUCAUCCGAGAAGCUUCUUCGGCUCUGAAGAAGGGAAACGAAAGGAUUUUAUCCAUCCAGUCAGAGCUGAGGAAGCUUCUCGGAUGAGAAGCCAAACGUCUUCAAAAAAAAAAACAACCCAGAAAGUCUAAUUGCCUUUAGAAGAAGAAGGGAAAAAAAAAACCCCCACCUUUGGGACUUCCAACUUUGUUCUUCUAAAUUGCAACACCAACUUUUCCCCCAAGCAGUUUGUGUUCCAUUUAUACAGGUCCAAAAUAUUAAGUCCCUUUCUGGAAAGUCACUAUGCUCAAGCCUGAAAGCUUUCUAGGCUGAUACGUAGGAUUCUGGUACGAUCUGUCGGUGUCCUGCAAAAAAUGGGAUCAGGUACUGCACUUGAUCCUAGCCCAAAAUGCUGAGAAACAAAUAAGUGUUUAUUUUUGUUUGAUGCGGUGCUGAAUCCUGCUUCGCUCUGCAGCGUUUGGUAAAUGCAGAGUUCCACCUUUCGCAGUGGAGGUAGUCCUCUGUUUGUGACCCACAAUGGAACCCCAAAGUUCCAUUGCUAAGCAAGACGAUUGUUAAGUGAGUUUCGCCCCAUUUUAUGGCUGCUUGUUGAAGGGAAUCGCUGCAGUUAUUAAGUUACUAACACCAUUGAGGAAAUCUUACUUCUCCCAUUGACUUUGCUUGUCAGGCGGUCGCUAAAGGGGAACCACGUGACCCCAGGACACUGCAACCGACAUAAAUAUGAGUCCGUUGCCAAGCAUCUGAAUUGUGAUCACGUGACCAUGAAGAUGCUGCAACUUGUGAAAAAGAUCCUAAGUCACUUAUUUAAAGUGCUGUUGUAACUUUGACCAGCCACUAAAUCUAUGGUUGUAAGUCAAGGACUACCUGUAAUAGCCAUUUUAAUAAUAGGAUGCUGGCUUUUUGGCACCAUUCUGCUGUGCCUUGAGCCUCCCUUCCAUAGCAUCAUACAUCAUAGAGUACCAGGAACUUCUCACUCAGAAAUCAUUUUCUGGCUAAAAACCUCAUUUGCAUCAGGGUUUCUCAAAGUUUGUGAAGACCCCUGGGCAUCCCCAAGACCGCCUCUGGGCUUUGUAAAAUCAUAAAUCAUUUUCCAGCCUAUGUUGAAAAGAAAUACCAUAUUAAAAUCCUGUCUAACAACCCUCAGGCACUGUAGCAGCAGCAGCAACUGCAUCCAUUUUCAUUUUUAAUAUCGUAAAUAUUGAUAUAAACCACACCAACCAAAGCUUUCUUGGGGUCGUUCACAACUUUCAAAAAUGGGAAGGAGUUCUCAGAGAGAAAAAAAACAGGGUGUUACAAUAUCUUUUGAAAUGGGCUUUAGUCCACCGAAGUUUUCCAAGUCAUAAAUAUUUAAGACUUUUAAAAGCGUGUGUAUGGGCAGUGACAAACAUCUCCAGAUGGAGUCUAAUCAAUAUUUUUUAAAAAAUGGUUAUCCCUGUUCGCUGGUUACAGCAAGAAACCACAAUUAUUCUGUGUAGCGUUUUGGAGACGGGAAAAGUAUUUAUUUUAUGCUUUAUUGCAAAGGCCCAAACUUGCUUCCUUAUCCACUCUUUAAAUAGGGGGGCUGUUUGGUGCCCUUUUACAGCAUCAAAGGGGCAUUUGUUUUUGAAAACACGAAACAAACCUUUGGUCCUGUAGAAAACUUGCAUUGUGAAUAUAUCCAUGAAAAUAGAUGAGAAAGAAAAUGUGCCGUAUAAUAGAUGUUAUUGUGCUAGGAGCCAAGAUGUGGGAACGGGCCAGGGAUGGGAGGUGGACCACGCACACAGAGAGCAACCCCUGAUUCCUGCUAAGAGUCCUGUGUGUUGCAUGCCAUUCAUUCUUAAUCUUACCCCAGGCAUUAAUUGCAUCAAUCUUGGGAUUCCUUUGAAAUAAAUAUUACUAAAGGGCAGCGCUGCUCUCUCUGCUUAACCGAUUUUUAGCUUGCUUUUAUAACACAUUGUAGGUGGAUAUCCUUUUAAAGGGGUUUUGUACCUCCGUUGAAUUGUAGGGUGGUUGGGUUUUUUUUUUUGGUUUUUUGUUUGUAUAUACAGUGGAUUGUGGUCCAUAUCUUGGUUUAUUAAAAUUUUAAAAAAAACAGGUGAAAAGAGAGGGGCAGAUUCUUUUGUGCUCCUUCUUUCUGUAUUUUCUCAGUUGGAAGACAAGAAAUGCCCUUUUCCCCCUCCGGAUGGAUCCAUGAAGGUCGAUGAUGCUCUUAUUUUCUGUUGUAAAAUCUUGUCCAAUUGCUAAGCUCUCUUGCUAGGCGUAGAUCAAUGUAGGGAAGAAGAAAAAUAUCACAGCAGAAAUAUGAAGACUUUUUUAGGACUUCACCCUAAUGCUCUUGCUUACUCGAUGACCACGUUAGGCGCUGGAAUGAUGAACAGCAUCUUCAAUUUCUAUUACGUUAAACUCUUUUUAAACAAGUACAAGAUCUCAGAAGCAGCAUUCCAUCAAGGACAGGUUGUUUUCAUGGUUUGGAACGCCAUCAACGACCCUCUUUUCGGGUACCUUCAGGACAACGCCCAGGUGCCCUGCUGCUCCCGCCGCCAGUUUUCGAUUUUGUACGGUGCCCCCUUGUACGCCCUGGCUUUCCUCCUCCCCUGGUUUCCUUGGAGACAAUACGAGGAAGACGACUGGCUCUGCGGGCUGCAUCUGAUUGUGGCCUUGUGCGCCUUUGAUGGCCUGCUCACCUUCGUCUUGCUGGCCCAGUGCGCCCUUUUCGCCGAAACCUCCACCCGGCACGAGAGUCGCCUCCAGCUGAUCAAGUACAACCAGGUGGCCAGCUUGAUUGGCUCAACCAGCAUCCUGUUCUGCGGUUUGAUCUCGGCUAACAUGGAGCGCUUCGCCUACUUCCAGGCCUUCACGGUGCUCGUAGCAGUCGCCGCAACGGCUUGCAUGUCCUACACCGGCUUCUACAGCACGACUCAGUACGAGCAAAGGGAACCGUUGAUGGAAGGGUCUGAUCCAGAAAGCUCGAAGGCCCCCUCCCUCUCUUGGUCCUCGGUGUUCUUGUUGACCCGCCAGAUCCUGACUCAGAAAAACUUCCUGCUUUUUGUCGUCAUGAACUUUUUCCAAGUCUUCCACUUAGCCUUCUGCAACAAUUUCAUGAUGAUCUUUGCAGAUAAUCUCAUCCCGAACGGAGUCCUUUCUUCCUCUGUCAGAAGUUUUAUGUAUGGGGCAGGUUUUAUUUGUCCGCAGUGUCUUGUGCUCCUCAGCCACACUUUGUUAAUGAAAUUUGGUUAUUACAAGAUUGUCUUAUUUUCUUUCUACCUGGAAGGAAUGGCUGCAAUUCUCAUGCUCGCACUGGGUCGAGAAUAUUACUAUUUCCUGGCUAUUUAUCUCACUGUCAACAUGGUGAUGGUCCAAGCCUCCUUCAGCCUCUUUAAUCUACCAUUGGCCGAUAUCGUUGAUGCAGAUUUAAAGAAACAUAAACGAAAAUCUCCGCUGUCUUCAAUGGUCUUUGGCACCAACGCUCUCUUCACAAAGCCAGCUCAGUCCUUAGCUCCGAUGCUUGUGGUUUCUGUACUAAAUCAAUUUGGCUACGCGGAUCUGAAUAGUAAAGCCGCCGAUCCUGAUUCCAGUCUGUACUUAGGUCUCCAUGACGCCAUGUUCUACAUGAUCUGCCUGGUGCCACUUUGCAUUGCGGCGAUACAGAUCCUGACCUGGACCCCUUUUUCCAUCCAGAAUACUCACCUGACGCCGAUACUAUGAACUGUAACAAUGUGAGCAUUGCUGAAUGGUGUUCAAUUGACAGGUGUCAGUGGCGAGCAAGAACCCUGGGUUUUCCUAACUCUCUGAAUGAGCCGAUCAAAUGCAGCCUGUGCCAUUUCGUGAUCCUCUCUAGUUUUAAAUCUUAUCAUUCUUUAUUAUGAAGUGGGAAUCUUUUUAAGUUUCUGGUCUCACCUUAACAAGCAAGGGAUAAAUAAAAUGCCUACCACCUAUUAAGACCAAAAAACGGGGAGAUGAUAAAUGAACUCAGGAUGAGGUAUCUAAACACCAUUGUUUGAAGGUUGAAGCAGACCAGGAAAUAUGGAGGGCUGCAUAACUAGGAAAACCAAGUCUGACAAUACCAUAGAAGCUGUUGCUUUAAAGAGACCAUCAAUACUGGUAUAUUUAUGUUCCAAAGGGCAGUGGUGAUUUGGCACAUCACAGUGUAAUUUGUCAGUGGUGGCCAAGGGGGAAUUGUGGAAAAAUGCACAUGUUGGAAAAAUCGAAGCGAAGGGCAGAAACUUUAGUAGGAACCUGCUGGAAAGGCUUGAUAGCAGAAGGAAAGCUGUUUUCUUGGAACUUUUUCUCAAGCUGUCAAUCCUAACAUUGCGCUUUGACAGCUUAGGAAAAAUAUCUGUUAGGAAAAUAGGCCUUGGAUGUCUUUUUAAGUGCCACGCCGAUAAUCUUGUUUCUUUAUAAUAUCAUCCAAUUUCUAUUUUUUGUUUUAGCCGAUGAUAUUUUUUCUGCCUUAUUUUAAAAUCCGAUUUGGGAUUUCUUUCUAUAAAAGUCUUUCCGUUUUUUACUUUUUUCAAUAGUAUUUGUAAUGAAUGGAAAACAAAUUGUACUUGAUAGGGUGAGGUCUGAAUUACAACCAAAAUAAAUCGUACUAUCCUUUG
Molecule: messenger RNA, 4682 nt
Organism: Ahaetulla prasina
Lineage: Eukaryota; Metazoa; Chordata; Lepidosauria; Squamata; Colubridae
Product: transmembrane protein 180-like
Exons: 7
Coding region: 2386-3789 (467 amino acids)
Source: RefSeq, a predicted model, not a curated record